Molecule: messenger RNA, 4948 nt
Organism: Dreissena polymorpha
Lineage: Eukaryota; Metazoa; Mollusca; Bivalvia; Myida; Dreissenidae
Exons: 5
Coding region: 533-2977 (814 amino acids)
Source: RefSeq, a predicted model, not a curated record
AUACACCCCUCUUCACUCCACCCCUCCCUCCUUUGUGAUUGAAGAUGAGCGGUCUGCACCCGCAAGGCGGUGCUCUUGUUUAACAUGGGUGUCCAUUUCUCAUCUUAUUCCGUAAAUCACGAUUUGAGCCAUCCAGGUUUUCUUUUGAGAUCAAUGUAAAUCCGAUUACUUUUGUUAUGGAGGUGGUGUACGGGCAAAUUCGAUUGAGUGUGCGAUCAUUUGACAGGGGUGUGAUUUUUCCGCGGAUUUCCGCGGAUCGGCUUGUCCCGGGGGUCAUUUCUGUGAUUCGCGUAAAUUCGUAAAAAAAAAAUUGGGGGGUGGGGGGGGGGGUACACCCCAUUCUGCAUGCGUAUUACAUUAGCGGCCCGAAAAAUCCGCAUAUUACACUUAGCAUCUGCCUAAGCAUUUUUGAAACGAGCGAUGUCAUUGGCUUCCCAAUCUUCCAAUUAAAAUCGGUCUUUUAAAAUGUGUUGGUAUUUCUUUGCCGAGCCAUGUAUUGCAAAUGGCGCAUUUGUGAAGCGAAAAACAGAAAAUGCAGAUCAUCGAAAGAACAAACAACUCUCACAAAAUCUUGGAGAUUGACAAAUUAGUGAAAAACAAAUUUAAAUGGGAAUGGUUAGAAACAACAGUGGAUGUAAAUAAGAAAGCAAUACCACUCUCUGAAUGGAUAAGGAAGAUCGACUGUCCUGGUAAGGCAAAGUGCAUUCCAUGUGAAAAAAUCGUGAACUACGGAUCCCAUGGUAAAGUGUCCUUAGUUGAACACUGUAACAGUGUUGACCAUAUUUCUAAGGUUAAGACAUUGAGCUCAAACGAAAGAUUGCCAUCAUCGUUCACAGGGGUCGGGAAUAAAAACGACGCACAUUACGGUAUUCAUCCCAUGUUUGUUAGCAAAAUCCAGACCACUACUUCGUCAGAAUCAACCACGAAACCAGUAACAUCUUUUGAGGACAGAACAGCUCAAGCUCAGGCUUUGAUUCUGGGAGUAGUUGCUGAGCACUCUUUGCCCAUGACAAUGGUUCCAGUCCUUAUUGACUUGGCACAGAAGUUGUCAAAAGACAAGAAGGUGUUGGAUGGGUUAUCCAUGGAUCGCACUUCAGCCUCCUAUAAGAUGACAUAUGGGCUGAAAAGAACCUUUCACACUCAGACAUUGCAGAGUAUUCGUGAGCAACCAUUCUCAUUGAACAUUGACGAGGCAACAAGCAACAACAACAAGAAAGUUCUCUCAGUGCUUGUAAGUUACUUUUCUAAGACUGAAGGUCGGGUUGUUGUUGAGCACCUGGCUGCAUUAGAACUUGAAAAUUGCAAAACCAGCACAAUCUUUGAAGCGCUGUGCGAUCUUUUUGAACUUAACCAAAUACCAUGGACUAACUUGGUGUCAAUCCUCAUGGACUCAUGUGCAGUAAUGCGAGGAAGCAAAAAUGGACUGGAGCGUCGCAUAAGGGAGGAAAAGGCUCCAAACCUUCUGGAUAUUGAUGGGGAUGUUUGUCACCAUAUUCACAAUGGGACUAAAAAAUUCUGCGCACCAUUUGAUUCCUGGGUUGAGGAUUUGUUCUCAGCAUUAUGCAUAGACCACAAGUACUGUGUCUGCAACCUUCUUGGCAUAAAAUUUACAGCUCCAGAACGUUUCCUAAGUCAUCGUUGGCUUUCAGCCUAUGAUUUGGCUGUGAGCACAUUGCGGAUGUGGAGUGCCUAUCAGGUAUUUUACUAUGCCUUUAUCGACAAGGCGUUCAAAGCAGACUACUGGCCAGUAGUGAAGGCCAUCCUUGUUGCCUGCAAAGUUAGCCAACCAGCAAAGGAGCGGAUAAAAGCCAUUAUUGCAGAAGUUGGUGCUAAAAAAAUGACCGCUGAUGGGCAGAAGAGGAAAAAGGAAAUUGUUGAAAAGGUGAUGUUCCAGGAGAGGAAGACCCUUCUGAUCCUGAACUUCUAUGCAUCUGUACUGCCCAUCAUGAAGCGAUAUGUUGUGCUGUUCCAAUCCAAGGAGCCACUGGUUCAUCGCCUGAAUGACGAACAAGUUGAUGUGUUCAGAGAGUUCUUGUCAUGUUUUGUAAAACAAGAACACAUUGUUAACAAGAACGGAAAACAGUUGAAAAACAUGGACUUGUCUGAAGACACUGGACUGUACUUGAGUGCAGAUGACAUGUUUGUUGGAUCAAAGGCGAAGCAAAUCAUGAAGGGAGAAACCAAAAUGGACAGCGUGUCAGAAAACUUCAAGAAGUUGGCAAUUACUUCAUACAUGGCUACUGGUGUGUACUUACAACAGAAGCUUCCAUUAGACAACCCUGUUCUGAGAAGACUGUCUGCACUAGAUCCGUUGGCACAUGGACACAGUGCAACCCUGAAAGCACUGAAACAACUGCCCUCCUUACUCCCCAACAGGCUGAACCAAGAGGAGACUGAUAGUUAUGAGGAUGAAGUGCACAGAUUUCAGGUUGACCAGCAACUGCCAGAUCCAGAACAAAGACUGGAUGAGUGGUGGGGAAAUGUGUUUGUGGCAGGAAAGUACCCAGCUCUCAGCAAGGUUGCACUUCUUGCAUGUACUGUGUUCCAUGGGCCAAUGGUGGAGUCCUCUUUCAAUACAAUGGGGGACAUCAUAGGUGUUAAGUCAGCAAGUGUAACUGUGGAAACAUAUGCCUCAAUUCAAACAGUUAAGUACUUUCUGAAGGCAAGAAACACUACAGCUCUGUCAUAUUUUGACAGAGUAGAUGUCCUAUACAGCCCAGUCAAUCAUAUUUUGGCUGUAAACAUGAAGACAACAAGUGCAUCAUACAGGGCUUCACUGAAAGCCAAGAGAGAAGAAACUGAUGAAAACAAUCGUUUGCUGUACAGAAAGACUCCCAAGCCUCUCAGUAAAGUCCAGACACUGCUGAAUAUGAGAUCACAGGCUCAGCAAGAAUGGCAAUCCCAUGAAGAUCAACAGAAAAAGCAGGCUCACAAAAGACUUCUUAAAGAUCUGGCUUUUAAAAAAAGGAUCCAGUGAAUAAGUAAAGUUUGUGGAUGUUAUAUAAGUGUCUGAACAACAUUAAGUAGUAUAAAAGAGAGGCUAAAAAAUACUGCUUAAAGAUCUUGCUAUAAAAAUACAGUGAAUAAGUCAAGUUUGUGGAUAUUAAAAAAGUGUAUGAACAACAUUUAUUAGUAUUUCAGCACAUAUUUAAAUUUUUAGCUCAUUAUAUUCUAAAAUUGUGUAAGGUAUUUUGUAACAGAUUUUUGACAGAGAACUCAUGUUUUAGGUUGAUGCCAAGCCCAUUUAGAGCCAGGAGUUUUGAUGGUGUAUGUCUUUGAUUAAACAUGUAUUUGUGCAAACAAACAAAGGUUAAACAUUCUAUUCAUUUUAGUAAUGUCAGUUUAAAAAAUGUUUUACAUGUUAUUAAACAUGUUCUAGUCUUAUUUAGGUCAGCAAUUGUUUAAUUUAUAUAUCUGUUGUUGUUUUUUAAUUUAUUUGUGCAAUUAAACAAAGAUUGAACAUUCUAGUCAUUUUUGUAAUGUCAUUAAAAAAAAAAAAAAUCAGAUGUUAUUAACAUGUUCUAGUCUUUUAGUCAGCAAUAGUUUAAUUUAUAUAUCUGUUUGUUUAAUGUAUUUGUGCAAUAAAACACUGGUUGAAUAUUUUAGUCAUGUUUGUAAUGUCAGUUUAAAAAAUAUUUCAGAUGUUAUUAAAAAUGUUUUAGUCUUUUUCUGUUAGCAAUUUUUUAAUUAAUGUAAAAUUAAUGUGCUAGCAAUAUAUCGUUAAAUGUCAAUGGAUUGGUAUGAUAAGCAGCAUGUUGUGUACCUUUUUCCAUGAAUGCCUAUUGUGAAGCACAUGUUGUGUUUGAUCUCAAAUAAUACUGUUUUCAUUGUACUUUGCAUCCUCAGUAUGUUAAAUGUGAAGUUUAAAAAGUUUUCAUAAAUAAAUCUUGUUAUAAAGUUAAAGGUGGUCAUUUACUUGUUUGUUAUAAGGUUUAUCAUUGUGUUAUUCAUGAAUUGAAAAAUUAAAAAAAACAACAGAAGUACCUUUUCAAGCCAAAAAAGGGCUAAUUUCAGAAAAAAAAUAGUCUUAAUUUUGCUCAGGAAAUAGCCCCAAAACGCACCACAGACGAUCUAGAAACCAAACAUUUUACGGGGGGCAUGCCCCCGUACCCCCCUAGAUCUGGUUUCACUCUCACCCUAGUAACAAUAAGUCGACAGAAUUUUCCUCCCCUCGGACUUCACCUCAAUCACACCCCUGUUUGAGAAUGAAAAUGCAACUAAAAAGACUAAAAAAAGAACAAUAAGUUAGGCUUGAGUAAGGGGGCUAUUUCCAAGUUCGUAACAUGGGGCUUCAGAAUCCCAGCCUAAUUUUUCUGAUUUCAAAUUUGGGACAAUUAACACCCUUGUGUUAAGCAUGAGAUGGAACUUCAUCAGAUGGUGACAAAGUUGGGCCUGUUACCAGGUAACAGCAAGUUUCCUGAAAAGUCGCAAAACCCUUAUUGGCCACAAGGUCAUAUAUCAAUGCAACUGCGUCAUUCUAAACUUGGACUAAUGCCUUAUGCUACCAGUGUAUCUACAAACCAGCCUGCCCAGUCUGAGCAGAAGCUACCCUCUCCACUAUGAAGUCAUACAAUGUUGUGUGGUCUACCCUCUCCGCUAUGAAGUCAUACAAUGUUGUGUGGUCUCUUUUGUGGUUAAGGUAGCUUCAGACCAGACUGCAUGAAUGUGCUGGCUGGGUUUGAGCUUCACUAGCAGAAUGGUAACGUAAGACCCAUUUUUGCAUGAUGUGUGUGAAUGUUAGUAAAAGUGACCCAUAUUGAUUUACCGCUUAGCCUUGUUUUGAUGAACCUUGUUAAGAAAAUUUUGUCUAAUCCUAUCUCAGCUUAGUUAAAAAAUAAAAAUGGGCAUAAAAAUAAAAGAUUUAUGUUUCAUAUAGUACUUUCAUUUUUUAAAUUUUGUCAGAAAACUUUAGUUCCUUAGGGUCUCAGGUGAGCUCCAAGGGGCCCAU